Molecule: messenger RNA, 6865 nt
Organism: Toxoplasma gondii ME49
Lineage: Eukaryota; Apicomplexa; Conoidasida; Eucoccidiorida; Sarcocystidae
Product: zinc finger, C3HC4 type (RING finger) domain-containing protein
Exons: 3
Coding region: 1418-4921 (1167 amino acids)
Source: RefSeq, a predicted model, not a curated record
UCACUAGAGGGUUCAUACCUUCGCUGUCAGCUGCGUGGCGCUUCUAUAGCCCGCUGUUCUUCCACGCUGAAGCGGCGUGUGUGUCUACGGUUUUUCUAAGGCGGGCUAAGCUGACUCUUUCGAAGGCUAUCGAGAUACCACACAUAGUCCCGUUGUGUUCAUAGUUGCACUUUGUACUACACAUUCAAUUAAACACCCACAUCCUUUACCGAACUCGCCCUUGCAUCAUCCGUAGAUGUAUUGCUUGGAGUUCACUGGCGGAAAGAAAUGCAAGCACUAAUUUUUUUGCUCAGUGAACCUUCGCGCGGGAGUCUCGGCUGCUCCCUUCAACCCCCGUGCUUGAGCUGAAUUAGCGAAGAUGACGCGUGGGAGGGACGCGAGUCACGAGGCGGGGAAGGCCGAGCCAUUUUUUGCCCUCUUCUAGAGGGUCGAUGGCUGCAAAGGAGUUUCUUUCCAACUGUGGACCUUUUGACGUGUUUACGCGCUUCUCGGAUCUUCGCUGCUCGAGUUUCAAGCUGCCGGUCAACUCGCCGCGCCAUCCAAAAACCCGGCGCCGAGAUAAUGCCCCAAAAGAAACCUUUUCUUGCUUUUGUAAACGCACUGGACGGCUUGGUUUUCGUCUCUUCUCUCUUGAUUUGUUGGAGUCUUCCUCUUGACGCAGUUUUCUUCGGCUAGUUUUUUGUCCUCUUCGCUCGAUUUCACACCAGUGCAACUAUCACUGCUCCUCCCCGCUCGGCUGCCUGCAGCGACACUUGGCGUGAGGUCGCAUGUGAAUUUCCAUUCUAUUUUGUGGUUUGAUCCAAAGAUGUCCACCCUCUUUGUGAUGUACAGGUGAAGGCGGUCCGCGUUCGCCAAGAUGUCUGGGAACUAGGUCGUCCUCGUUUCGCAGGUCUCAUCUCCAGUGGUCGAAAAGGGAACUUGACUGCCCACUGAGCGCUCGUUGGGUAGUUGUGCUCUAGUCGCUCCUUUGCGAAAAGCUCUCAUCCGCUGCGUCUGUUCUGGCUCUUGUGUAGAUAAACAUAAACAAAAGGGAAUGAUGUACCAACACCGGUUCACAAACCACCACGCCUGAUUCUACUGGUCUUUGAAACUUCGUAUGGCAGCCUACCCCUUCGCAACGCCUACUCUCUUCGUAUUUCGCUUGUGACAUGUGGCACGUUUGGUUCGAACCGAGCCGAGACGCUUGUCUAUUGUCCAUUCGUGUGUUCUUUCAUGGCGGCGCAUAAGGGACUCAUCGCUUCGUAGAGGGAGUUUAUGUCAAAUUUGGUUUGCAAGCCGCUCCCCGGACUCCCAUUUCCUCACCACACCUCUGGUCGCUUGACUCGUUCAACCACACAAAACGCGCAAGACAAAAAGCUGUCCGCGAAGCACAUCGUCAGCCUUCCAAAGAGAGCUGACAAGAGAAGGCUCCCAUGGCAUGUGCAUCUGCGUGUCUAGUAUAUGUAUUCGGCUCUCCGAGAAGCUGUAUCUCACUAUGGCGAACUCAGGUCGCCGGCGUCCUCCACCUCUAGAACUAGGGGAUUUCCGUAGUCGCAUUCGUCGGGACUUAUCUCCACGCAAAUCCCCCUGCUCGACUUCCAGCAAUGCAGAGCUUUCGUCGCGUCUUCGAGAACUUGACCCACGACUACCCGAAGUCACUUCCGAGCGCGCGGGUGGGUCACCGGACGAGAUAGGCUCUGGCCUCACUUCUGCCCAGUUUCGAGUGUCGACUCGUCUCUGCGAGUCGGUCCUCACUCCCGACGUAUCUGCUUCUCCAGAGACAGCAGGGAAGCCGGAGUUUCCCUCGCUUCUACGGAGUUCGACGUCCCGUUUCUCGAUGAAGCGUCUGUCGCUCUGGGCUUUCGAAACGUACAAUUUUUUCACGACUCGCUGUCUGCUUCCGAUCCGUCUCUACGCAGCGAAUCGUCAGGCUCUUCUUCUGUACGCAUUUUUGGUUUUUGGUCGCAUCGUCGAGUUCAUUUUCCACUUUGCUGCCUGCGUCGUCCCAGCGUUCUUCUAUGUCUUCUUCGCCAUGUUUCUCAACUUGGUCACGGUGUCACCUCACUUCACCGCGUCUCCGUCGACCCCCGGUCGCGCGGCCAGCCCGAGCCUGAGCGAAGGAGACGUCGCUGCGAGUCAGCUCGACGCGGCCGUGGACAGCCUCGUCUGGAACGCGUCGCGUUCCACAGUCAAGUCUCAUCUCUCGGGUGUCUUGCGCGUCGCGUCCGACUCCACUUCCCCCACGGCCGCGAGCAGCGCAGGAGCUGGAGUGGCGCUCUCGGCUGGAGCUGGAGCUUCCUUCUCCGACAUGCCCCCACGGGUCUUCCAGCGCUCCGUCGGCGGCCCGAUGCCUGGCGGCCUACCCGUCCCUCGUGCCGGAGGUGAGAGACGAGAGGGUGGAACUGCGAACUCUGCAGCAGGGACGCCCUUCGGGACGCAAGCACCCCCCGGACGUGGCGAGGAAGCGACGCUGUCAUCGAUUGGGUUGACCUACGUCUACUUCGUGAUUUCGCAGGUCUGCCGCGGCUUGCUCCUCGAAGUCCCCCUGUACACGUUCUCUCUCUACUUUGCGCAACUGCUUCACAUGCAGUCCCUGACUUUCUCUCUCUCGCCUCAGUGCCGCCAGGCAGCCGAAAUCUCAGCCGCGUACUACAACCAAAGUCCCCGAGCCGUCACUGGCGUGUCCACCAAUCAGAGGAGCGCCGCGGCCAUCUCGCUGGCCCCAGCGGCUCCAGCUGCAGGGGCAGUGGAGGAAGACCCACGGGUGGAGACACGAGACGAAGGCCGAGAGCAGGUAAGGGAGGGGCGAGGAGCGGAGGACCGGCCGCGGGGUCGCUCGGGGGGGGAUAGACCCGGGAACCGCCUUCAGCUUGGCGAGUCGGCAGCCGACGCAGAGCCGCGUCUUCGAGAGCCUCGGGAGGAGGUCGCGCGGGAUGGUGAAGGACGGCGACCGGCGUCACCACGUGCGGAAGGAAUCGAAGAAUGGCAGAGCGCGCCAGGUGGAGGAACUCCGAUCAAGGGAAACAAAAGGGAAGGACGCGCGGUCACAGAUGAAGACGAGACGUCAGCUGUGGUCUCCUCAUCUCUUCAGACGCUGGCGCAGGGACCGCGAAACGCACUCCGAAGCAGGAGGCCUGUGUGGGAACGCACUCACUGUUUGCCCCGAGCGGGGGAAGGGCUCGAUGGUGGAGGUUCUCGGUCUUGCCCCUCUCCAGGUGCGUUUCCACUUUCAAGGAACCAACCGGUGGCCUUCACUCCAGCCUCAGACUCGGUCAACGGAGCGGCCCGGGAAAUUGGCAGCGGUGAAAGAGAGAGGCUUCGUUCCAGCGACGCGGAGACUCCGUCGUGUUCGAGAGACACACGAGGCAGUUCGUCCGACCGCACGGGCGUGCUUCCCGCCGAGGACGACGUACGGGAGCCGGGGCGAGUCAGCGGUGACAGCAGCGCAGAACCACCGCGGCCGGCCGAGAUGGGUGAGACGAGGGAGCCGUCUGAUCAAGAGGGAGAAGAGCGAAUCUCGCCUUCUGAGCAGCGCCUCUUCUUCGUGCCCGUCGCGGCAGUGCGUUUCUUCGUCCGGCUAAUGGCGCUCGUAGGAGUCAGCCGGCUAGUCCGGGCGAGAGGAUCGAGUGAAACAAGAGAACGAGCGCGACGACGCUCUUCACAAAUACCUCCAGACGCCAAUGUGCCUCCCAGGGGGAACGUCCUCGCGGGAGCGUUGCCAGUUCGUGUCCGCCGAGAACCAGCAGCCGAGUCUUUGGGGAGAGAUGCUCGAAAUAGUAGAGAGACAGCUUGUCGAGAUCUAGGUCGCAUCGUUACAGUCCUCAAUACCCUACAUCGGUGGAGAGAGGGAACGUGGAAGGGGUCCCGACGGCGUCUGGCUCCGUGUCUCGGCAAAAUCGGUGAACUCCUCAAUCGCAUCAGGGCCGUGUGGAGGCGUGCGUCCGGCGGUCGGUUACGUUGCCACGAGCUUCUGCGCCAGAUGCAUCCGUAUCGCCUUCUGUCAGUGUCCCCACUCGUCUUCUUCCCAAGCGCCUCUCAGCGACUUUUCUUCACCACGUUCUUCUUCUGGCUUCUCCGGUGCAUCUACGAAGACGGCGCCGAAGACGCUGUGGCCGAGGACGCGUGGACGUUCCUGGUUAGCGGGGGGAAUGUCGUCAACGUGGCGGCCUCGUUCAACAACUACAGUGCCGCCCGACUGGCAGGCCUCAGCCCCCGGUACUACAGCGCCUUCUCCUCCUACCUGCGAAACGACGCUGCGAGAGAAGCCGCGAAAAUGAGACCGACUUUAACGCACCCCUUUGUUACCGGAUUCGCGGGGCCAUUUGGGGGAAUGCGGUCCUUCUCGCUCGCCCGACAGUGGACCGUGUGGUGGGCCUUAGUUCUUCUUGGGAUGCUCUUCAUCUCCUACAGCCUCCUGGCUGUGUUCAGCGCCUUCGGCGUUCUGCCCUGGCAGCUUCUGCACUCUCUUCUCGUUCUCCGCCACACGCGUGUCGCCACUUAUGCGCAGCGUAGGGAGCGGGAGACGAGGGAGAGACGAGAGAAGCGACGGAAGCAGUGGGAGGCGCUCCACGAAAGCCAGGCGGCCUGCGAACAGGGUGCAGUGACGAGACCAGGCAGCGCCGCAGAGGUGAGAGAAGACGAACCUGGAGGCGAAGUUCCCCUCGAUUGGACAGAGCACGGGGGGAUUCGACGCAGACGGUACGCCCUCUGGACAAGCCCUAAUCACAAAGAUGCGGGGGUAUUUACUUUUGGAGACGACGAAGAGGAAGAAGAGAUCUGCAUUUUCUGCUUCGAGGUGUUCAAGUCCGAGGACAUUCUCCGCGUCGUCAACAGCUGCGGCCACAAGUUCCACCGCCAUUGUGUGGAUGUGUGGCUUUUCAAGCGUCAGAAAGAAACAUGCCCCAUGUGCGGGCAGCUCCGGAGCCCUAGGCUAGCCAAAUGAAGGCGCAACUGCGUACGUCUUCACAGCAAGACUCCAGGCGGAGUUCAGAGAAGUGUGAGGUCCAUGGCAGGCGAGGGGACGGGGACAACGUGGAGGGAUGCGUGAAAAUGGCAAAAAACGGAACGGCAUGCGUUCUGCCACGCGAGAUGGUAGCCGUCUCGUCUCGCGUCGCAUUUCCACGAGCCCUCCAAUGGUGGGAGGCGUCAGUCUUGCCUCCUCUGCAUCGUUUGUCAUGCAUAAAAUAAACGAGUGGUGGUGGAUUGGGGGACACCGACGUCCUCGGUAACGUGGAUAGCGUCAUCAAUGGCCGACGCGAUGGAGAUCAUCCACCCAAGCCGAGUUCGGUCUUCUAAUCUUUACUAGUGACUAUAGAGAUUGAGAGAAUAUCCACAGGUAGAAUGAAACAGACUGGCGCGGCAGAGAGUGUAAUGCGUUUUAUGUUCGGCGUACCGUACACUGCAGACCCAUGUAGGGGGGUGCCUGAAGAGAGACAGAGGUCGCUGCUUUCUAACAAGCAACGAACACGCGCGUGCAUCACGGGACACCCUCAGUUUGUCUCUUUUUAUCACGAAAAAGAAAGAAUACGAGAGGAUAAGCGGGCACGACGCUCGCUGAACAGGACGUUUUAGGCUUUCUUACAUUUAAUGUGUGCACGAUCAAUCAACCGUUUCCUUCACUGCGGCAGACGUCCUUCCUGUAACAGCAGCAAACAGCGAGGACGCUCAACAAGGUGGGCACACCCUGAUUUGAUAGAAGCAGUUUUGCUUUGCGCGUUUUCCUCCGGACUGCAUCACGAUUUGAUGAGCUCAUCCGCUCCCCGUGUUGAGCCUCCUGUGUUUUUCCAAUCAAGUUCAGACUACCACGUGUGAACGGAAAGUUUUUAGGCAUGAAAUGAAGCUGAGACGCCUUCGUUUUGCACACUUCCGGGUGGGACUGCUUUCCGGGCUGGCGUGCGUCUUCUGGAAAAAGGGUGGCGGUUCUCGGAGUGAUCCAGGCUCAGGGGUACAUGGGAUGCAGCGCUUUUGUUUCGGGAACCCGCAAGAGUAUUGAAAUGAAGAUAGUUGAUUGUUCACUCGUCCUAUUCUCGAUGGAACAGAUGAGAAGCGUGCAUGGUCUCGCUGCGGAGCUGUGUAGCUUUUUGAGUUUGUCGAAUGUGACCUAUCGUCGUGGUUGCUAUAGGGAUAUGACGGACCUCGCCUCCGCAGUGGCCUGGCCUCCAGCCACGAGUGCAGGCGGCCGCCACGCGAGUCUUUUGUUUUGACUGUGGAGUUAAAAAGGGAAAUUAUUCAUGAGUGCCGUCUAAAACCAUUGAGUGAUAACUCAUUUUCCUCCUGCAGAAGAGUGAUGGCGAAGGCCGGUCAUGUGUUCUCCGUACCUUGAGUAUCCAUCGAAGCUCCCUGUCGGUGGGGAGCGUGGAGACGGUUAGCAAGUUUGAAAUUAAUUACACACAUCGUCAACGACCGUGCAAGAUACACAGUUGUGGUGAUAUUUAACAGACUGGCGGUCAUCCUUCACGGAAUUGUUUUGCUGUUUGAGAGAUCGUCCGCAUCUUGACGGCCCGCUGCCAGAACAUGACGUAAGUACUGUUGCACGCACGGUUGUCUGCCACAAGAGUCUACAGCAUCUAUCCAACAGAGAAUCAGCUUUUUCUUGUAGUCCAGUCCCUCGAAGCCGAUGUGUUUCGAUGUGGUUUUGGCGUGACAUUCACUACGCCAGUGGUGUGUGACUGUCAUGCUGCACCAUAAUUACGGCGUACGGACAUCCACUACCGGCUAAUGGUGGCAGAUCACAUACGAAUCCGGAACGUCCUAUACACGGCAUGAGGGUUUCUUCUAGCGUCUGCAAUUCCUGAAGGGUGAAGAACGUUCGUGCCCAGCUGCCAAAGAUAUCUGGAAUCUCUGAUCAAACGCUCGCUAAGAUUGUAGCGUUCUAAUCACUAAUACC